Numida meleagris (helmeted guineafowl) is the source of this 1135-nucleotide messenger RNA. RefSeq names its product amyloid beta precursor protein binding family B member 3 (gene APBB3). The record is from RefSeq and is a predicted model, not a curated record. Gene Ontology annotation, biological process: regulation of DNA-templated transcription. Gene Ontology annotation, molecular function: amyloid-beta binding; transcription factor binding. Gene Ontology annotation, cellular component: nucleus; cytoplasm. NCBI's taxonomy places the organism in Eukaryota, Metazoa, Chordata, Aves, Galliformes, Numididae.
CCCCGCGCCCCGCCCCCGCCGCAGCCGCCGCUCGGGCCGCACCUACGGGAGCGGCAACCGGGGGCGGCAGCCGGGGCCAUGCUGGGCAAGGACUACAUGCUGGCCAUCAUCCUCGUCAACUGUGACGACAACCUCUGGAGUGACCAGAGCCUGGAGACGGACCCUGACCUUCCCCCCGGCUGGAGAAAAAUCCAUGACUCUCUGGGCACCUACUACUGGCAUGUGCCCACGGGCACAACACAGUGGCAGCACCCUGCUUGCACUACCAGCCCAGGAGGGUGCCUGGAGGCUGAUGGAGAGGAGACACUCCAGAAAACGGACUGCCAGGCCUCUGUGGUGAAGCCCACGACAAAAGCCAGGCCUGUUCCCAGCCCCAUGGCCUCACUGACCAGGAGGACCUCACUGACUUGGCGGGGAGAUGACUUCCAGCAGCAUGGCGCAGAGCCCAGCUCCAAGUGCUUCGCUGUGCGUUCGCUGGGCUGGGUGGAGAUCCCUGAGGAGGACCUAGCACCUGGCAAGAGCAGCAUUGCCGUCAACAACUGCAUCCAGCAGCUCUCCAACAGCCAGGGCCGGGGCUCCGCAGACAGCUGGGGAGAGGGCCAGGACCUGGUGAUGAUCCUGAAGAAGGACACCAUGAGCCUGGUGGACCCUCUGGACCACAGCCUCAUCCACUGCCAGCCCAUCCUCAACAUCCGUGUCUGGGGCGUCGGCUGCAACAACGGCAGGGACAGGGACUUUGCCUUCGUGGCGAGCGACAAGGACACCUGCGUGCUCAAGUGCCACGUCUUCCGCUGCAACGUGCCAGCCAAGGGCAUCGCCAAGGCGCUGCACGGGAUGUGCUCCCAGAUCGUGGCGGAGCGCGCAGCAGCCGGUAGCGGGCCGCCACCGCGCAGCGCCGCGCUGGAACCCAUCUCUGCGGCCACAUGGCCCCUGCGUACUGAGGACGUCCCGGACGCCGUUGGGCGGCCGCCCCGGCGCUACGAGGCGUUAUACAUCGGCAGCCGGCCCGUGCCCAGGGCCAUGGGGAUGGACGUGCUGAACGCCGCCAUAGAGCAGCUGCUGGCGGGCCCCGGGCGACACAGCUGGACGCCCGCCCACGUCUGCGUGUCCGACACGGCCGUGCGGGUGCGGCGGG